AUAAACAAUAAAAUGGCGUCCGGUUUUUUGUGUGUGCGAUAAAAUUAUUGUUUUCAUGAAAUCUUAAGAUUUAUCUACGUUUCGGAUAUGUAGUGAUAUUUAUUAGUAAUUUAAUAUAGAAAUGAUUAGUUUUAGAGUGUCUAAUAAACUAAAACACUCAUCGUUGGUGGAAAAUAAUGUGCGUGUCAGUCCUGCUCAUAGCGUCGUUGUCCUAUGCCGCCUUUUAUAUUGAGUUGAUUAGACUAAUUUACGAUGAUUUCUUCGUGUAGACUGGUGUCCGUCAGUCAAUAAAAGCAUCGUUAACUAUGAAUUUACAUAGAUAGUACGUUUUUGUCGGCAUUGUGAUCGAUGAGUGCGUUGUGCGUUUGUAGUUGUGAAAGCGUACAUACAUGUUCGUAAUGUUAAAACUGUCAUGAGGAUUCUUGUUUACUAUCAAAUAUCGAAUUUGUGUUAGUGAAUUAGUUUUAUCAAUUGUAAUGAAUUAUAUUUGUUGAUAAAAAUGUGUAUGCCUACUCCAAACAAUGUUUCGGGCUUCGGUUACUCGUGGGGCUUCACGAGUUCCGCGGACCUUACGAAGGGCGAAGUGGAAACACCGAGUAGUUUGAGUUACACUCUAGGAAAUACGGUGUCUCCAGAAACAACACUAACUGUUAUGGCCCAUAAGACACCUCAAGUCCAAGAAAAAGUUGGUGCGGUCACAGUAGCGGUGUCAAAUUCAGGAGCUCAGUUGACGAGGGUAGUUACUACAGGUACGCCAGUCACUGGGAGACGGGCGAUGUUUGUUGUGAAUGAUGCCACCACUCAUACUAUCAACAGAGUAUCACAACAGAAUCAAACGGCAACUAUACAUACUAACCUCACAGCUAAGCCGUUUAUGACACCAAUAGGACCCUUACAACUAACUGCAGAGGAAUGCAACGAAAUUCUCAUGAAGAGAGCUUUACAAGCACAAGGCAUAGCAACUCCUGUGAUAGAUGCUUCCCAACUUAAUCAUACUAUUCUAAAUGGAGGUCUAAAGAGUCUAGCAGAGGCUACUGUACAGCAGACACAAGCAGAAACCAUUCAGACGACCACAGUACAUCAACAUCAUUUGUUGCAUACCAAGCAGGAACCAGGAACUGCCAAUAAUUCACCCAAAACGGUAUAUUCUCAGACGGAGCUGCUGAACACCAACUCAGUGAUGACGACGGCGCCCCCUGCCGCCGUCAAGGAGAGACCCUAUGGGUGCGACGAGUGCGGGAAAUCCUUUCUGUUGAAACAUCAUCUCACAACACAUGCCAGAGUUCAUACAGGUGAAAGACCCCAUGUAUGCGCUCAUUGCGGCAAGGCGUUUGCGAGGAAGCAUUGUCUGAACACACACUUGCUCCUACAUUCAGCGCAGAGGCCGUAUAGGUGUGAUGAAUGUAAGAUGGCGUUUACAUUGAAACAUCAUCUCGUUACACAUUCUAGGGUCCACAGUAGAGAACGUCCGUUUGUAUGCAACGAGUGCGGUCGCGGGUUCCCGUUGAAGCGCCAUCUAGUGACGCACAGCAAGUACCACGCGGGGGAGCGGCCCUACGUGUGUAGCGAUUGUGGCGAGAGCUUCGCGCAAAAGGAGCACCUAGUAAUGCACAGUCGUUUCCACGGCUCCCUGUCCCCGUACGUGUGCCCGGACUGUGGCGUGACGUUUGCCCGCAAGUUCCAGCUGGUCAACCACGGCCGCGUCCACGGCAGGGUGCCUCACUCCUGCCCCGUCUGUGGGAAGGAGUUCUUGCAGAAACGCACCCUUGUAGCUCAUAUGAAAAUCCACACAGGGGAGGGUGCUGUAGCAUGUCUAGAAUGCGGCGAAGCUUUCAAAUGCAAAUCGGAACUGCACCAACAUUGCAAGAUGACGCGACAUUGUCUUUCGUCGCAAGCGCAGCAGCAACAACAACAGCAACAGCAGCAACAACAACAACAACAGCAGCAGCAACAACAACAAGCCCAGCAACAGGCACAACAACAAGCACAACAACAGGCCCAACAACAAGCGCAACAGCAAGCCCAGCAACAGGCGCAACAACAGGCCCAGCAACAAGCUCAACAACAGCAACAGCAGCAACAACAACAACAGCAACAACAAACAACUGUGAUAAAACAAGAUGAUUUUAAGCCGCAAAUUGUACAGGUCAUAGGUGCAGAUGGUCAAAUAGUAUCAGAAAAGACUGGUCCGGGUUAUGCAUGUCCGGAGUGUGGGUCGUGUUUCAACACAAAGGAGGCGCUGUCCCUGCACGUGCGUCUGCACGCGGGGGACCGCACGUGUGUGACGGACCUGUGUGCCCUCACGGCCGCGCUGCAGCCCGGCCUCGUCGCCGCGCACCAACAACAUAGUUUUAUAAUCCCAGACCAGCCGAACAUACAAAUAAUUUCAUCGAAUGCGAACAACGUUGGGCAUACGCAAGUCAUAGCUUCCAAUCAUCAAAUAUCCACUCCCAGACCGAAAGUUCACUUUUGUGGCGACUGCGGGAAAGGUUUCGCGGCUAAACACGGUCUAAUAGCGCAUCAAAGGAGACACCCGGACGGUAGCUGUACCCUGCGCACGCAUGUGUGUGACCAGUGCGGGAAGGCAUUCUUCCAGAAGAACCAUCUCAUGCUGCAUCAACGGCAACAUAUGGACCUACCGCCUAGAGCUAGUCAAGGCCAGACAGUAUCGCAGCAACAGACGGCGCAACAGGCCGUCCAGCAAGCGACGCAGCAACAAGUGCAACAGGUGCAGCAACAGGUGCAACAGCAGGUGCAGCAGCAGGUGCAGCACCAGGUGCAGCAGGCGCACCAACAGCUCGAGCUGGACCACGACCACCAGCAGCCCACGCAUAUACAAGUCGUGACGAAUAGAUCUGGCCAAGUCAUCGGCAACCAGAUCGUGGUGGGCGGGUUGAGCGGGGGACGUCGCCUCGUGGCUCCACUACAUAUUGUCAGCCGAGACGUGAAGCCCAACCUGUCACAUCUACAUAAACAUCAUGGGCGACAACACACCACCAGUGGUGAUGCAAAAGAAGUCGGCGGUCUAGUCCUAUCGGCAGGUCGGACAGGCCUCAUAAAGUACGAAAUCUCCCUCCCUCCCCCAACGUCCGUAGUACAAGUGCAACAACUAGACUGAGUGAAGCGAGACCCAGAUGAACCUAUGGUCGUUUGGAUGAAAAAGUGACAGUGACUUGUGACAUAACUAUGUGUGACAGUUAAACAGUGAUGCUAGUGCGGUGAUGUGAUUAUAGUAUGCUUGUACAAGAUUUGGAUAGAAGAGCAAUAAAUAAAACGAGGUAUUGUGAUAUUUGAAAAUUAUAUAGUUUUUGCUGUUAUUUAGAGGGAGUUUGAUGAAUGUAUUUGGUAUUGGAGUUGCAUAAGUAAACUAAUCAAGGUAACUUAAGCUGACAAAUGCGUAUAAUCAAUUUUUAACCAUUUGUUUUGGUAAUAAAGUUGAAAUCUAGACAAUUCACAACAGUUUCUGUGUUACAGUGUUGUGUACAGUGGAGCUGCUGUUAUGAAAUCUGAAAUGGUUUUAUGCAUUCAAUUUACA
Messenger RNA from Spodoptera exigua (beet armyworm), 3535 nucleotides. NCBI's taxonomy places the organism in Eukaryota, Metazoa, Arthropoda, Insecta, Lepidoptera, Noctuidae. The record is from the annotation of a GenBank genome assembly.